Papaver somniferum (opium poppy) is the source of this 6533-nucleotide messenger RNA. Its product is annotated as myosin-2 heavy chain-like. The record is from RefSeq and is a predicted model, not a curated record. The coding region runs from base 355 to 6366 and encodes 2003 amino acids. The transcript is spliced from 11 exons. Lineage: Eukaryota; Viridiplantae; Streptophyta; Magnoliopsida; Ranunculales; Papaveraceae.
GCAGAGAGAUUAAUAAAUGAGAAUUACAGGCUUUGGCGGGAUGUUGCUUUUCUUUAAUCCCCAUUUUCGAAACUAAACUUCACAUUGAUGGCUGAUUGCUGAUUGCUGAUAUUAACAUCUCUUCUUCUUCUUCUUCUUCAUCAACAACUACUCAGUUCCAUCAUCAUUUUCAUUCCUAACUACUAAGAAAACGAAUCACUCACUAGAUUCAUAUCAUCAUCACCGUCACACUCAAAAGUCAAUCAAUCUUACUUCCAAAUUAAGUAGAUCCGUAAUUAGUUGAUUUCGGUAAAUGUUGAAGAAGGGUGAAGCAGGAAAGCUGAUGUUUAACUGCUGCUGAUUUGUUUAGUCACAAUGUCGAGGAUUGCCAAGUGGAAGCUUGAGAAGACUAAAGUGAAAGUGGUUUUCCGGCUGCAAUUCCAUGCUACAAAUAUACCACAAACUGGAUGGGAUAAAUUGUUCGUUUCUUUCAUUCCUGCCGAUUCUUUGAAGGCAACAGCAAAGACAAGCAAAGCAAGUGUAAGAAAUGGGACUUGCAAGUGGGCAGAUCCUAUUUAUGAGACUACGAGGCUUAUUCAGGAUACCAAAAGCAAACAGUAUGAAGACAAGUACUAUAAGCUUGUUGUUGCGAUGGGUUCAUCUCGGUCGGGCUUUCUUGGUGAGGGUAUUAUCAACCUUGCGGAUUACGCAGAUGCAUCACAGCCUUCUGCUAUUGCUCUGCCUCUUCAAGGAUGCAACUUCGCUACAAUUUUACAUGUUGCUGUCCAGCCACUCACUUCUAAAACCGGGUUCAGAGAAUUUGAGCAGCAGAGGGAACUCAGAGAGACAGGGCUGCAGACAACUGUCCAAGGUGAUUAUAAUGGAUCUACUGCAAAUUUAGCAUCUACUGGUGAAAUGGCCCGUGAUCAGGUUAACGGGAGAGUUAGAUUCAAAUCAGAAUCUAAAGACCUCCCUGCACUUGAAGAGGUGGAAGAGUUGAAUGAAGACUAUGCUGAUUCAACCACUGGGAUUGAUGUUUCAUCAACCACGUCAGGAAGUCUAUAUGCUGACAAGCAUGAUUCAAGCACACAUGAAAUUGAUAGCCUUAAGAGCACAACCUCUGGUGAUUUAGCUGGACUUUCCCUUAAUCAGAGUCCUAAUCCUGAUAAAGGGGACCAUCGGAAUGUGGGACAGGGGGGCAAUGAUUGGGUCCAUGCAUGGAGUUCAGACUAUUCCAUGGAUAACGACUUGGCAGCUGCUUAUGAAGAAAACAGUAGACUUAAAGGAAGCUUAGACAUGGCCGAAUCCUCUAUCUUAGAACUCAAGCUGGAAGUGACUUCUUUACAGAACCUUGCAAAAGAAUUAGGUUCUAAAACUUUGAAGUUUGAUAAAGUACUAGACGCUGAGGUUCUUUCUGGAAAGGAGCUUGCGAAAGAGGUUUCUAUACUCAAAUCUGAGUGUUCAAAAUUCAAAUAUGAUUACGAACAGCUUAAGGAUUCCACAUCGAGUCAUCAUCUUACAUCUGGAGAUAUUGUUGCAGAAGAUCAGGCUCUUCUAUUUCAAACCCUGCAUAUGGGAUGGAUGCAGGGUCUUCUAGUUAUGGAGGAAAAUGUCAGAUCCAUACAGAACAAGGGUUGCCACGAUUACCAUGGAGGAGACUUUCGUUAUCUUCAGCCAGAGUUAGAAUCACUAGAAAAGGUUCUCCACGAUCUUAAGCAAGUAACCAUACAAGGGCCCUCGUCACUAGAUGUGAAACCAGCACCGGCAGAUAUGAAGCAUAGCCAAGCGAUGAGGUUUGAGGAAUCUGAGAAGUUUAUCUCUGGAAACAGACUGCUAAAUAUUGGCACAGAUUUGUACUCGGGCAGGUCUCCUCAGCUGUCUCAGGAGCCUGAUCAUUACGUCUCAACCGUUGCAUUUGAAGCUAAAAUUAGUGGACUUCGAAAGGAGUUAGAGGAGUCCAAAUUUGAACGAGAUAGCCUCACCAAAAAAUUGGACCAGAUGGAGUGCUACUAUGAAGCUCUCAUUCAGGAGCUUGAGGAAAGUCAGAAGCAAAUGCUUGGAGAGUUGCAGAGUCUCAGAACUGAGCACUCUACUUGCUUUUACACAAUUUCUUCUUGUAAAACACAAAUGGAAGCAAUGCACCAAGACAUGAAUACACAGUUUGUAAGGUUUGUCGAGGACAAGCGUGACUUAGUGUCUCUUAACAAGGAGCUUGAGGAAAGGGCAAUCACUUCAGAAACAGCAUUAAAAAAGGCUCGCUGGAAUCACUCUGUUGCUGUGGGUCAGCUGCAAAAGGAUCUUGAAUUGCUUUCCUUCCAAGUUUUGUCAAUGUUUCAGACUAAUGAGAACCUCAUCAAACAAGCUUUUAAAGAAUCAUCCUUAGAUUGUUAUCAGGAUUACCUGGAAGAGAAAUCAGAAGCAGUUGAUUCUUGCUUACAGAAGAAAAAUGGAGCAAGAAAUCUGGAUACUCUGGAUAUGUUGAUGGAUUCGAAGACUGAGCUUCCCAUUACAAAUAUUAAAAAAAGGGUAGAUUCUACUAAAUCUGAUGCUUUCAAACCGUUGCAAAGCCAGGAACCCAAUGAAGAUAAGCAGCUCAUGAGUGGAGAUAUACAUUUUGUGGAUCUGAAAAGAACACUUCGCUUGCAGGAAGAGCUGUACCAAAAGGCCGAAGAUGAACUUGGUGAAAUGCAUAUGGUAAACUUAAAUCUGUACAUAUUCUCAAAGGUUUUACAAGAAACCUUGCAAGAAUCUACCAAUGGAAUCAAGCUCAUGAAACAGAAGCUGGGUGAACUUGCUGAGCAGCUAGAACACUCAACUGUGUCUAAUGAAUUGCUGAUGAUAAGGCUGCAAGCCACUCUAGAUGACGUGAACGCUCAGAAGGAGAUAAAUGCUGAUUGUGUCAGAAAGUACAAUGAACUGGCUUCGCAUAAUCAAAUGAUGGAAGAGAAAUUUCAGGGGGUCUAUGAUGAGAAUUCUGAUCUUAUUCACAAGAUCUCAGAUUAUGAAAGUCUAGUCAUGGAAUACAGAAGUUAUGAAAGUAAAUUUGAUGUUUGCACGUCAGAAAAAAACGAGCUACUGAAUUUGUUGAAGCAAGAAAAUCUGGAUAAAUACAGCCUUCAAAAUGAAGUUAUUUUUCUCCAUGAUGAAUUGAGAAACUUGAAAACAGAUUUUGAUAUUCAGUCUUCUUUCAAGGGGGAUCUAGAGAAAAAAGUAUCUUCACUACAAGAUGAGUUGGCUUUGCAAACUCAAGUACUGGAAGAGAAGCUACAGGGUCUUUCUGAUGAAAAUGGUCUUCUUGCUCAAAAGGUCUCAGAAUGUGAAAGUUCAAUCUUGGAAUACAAAGAUUACGAGAGAAAGUAUGAGCUAAGCACUGUAGAGAAAACUGAACUGGAGAAUUCGUCAAGGCAGGAAAGUCUAGAGAAAGGUAGACUUCAGCACGAAGUUGGUUCUCUUCAAGAGGAGUUAAGAACUUUGAAAUCAGAUUUUGAUUCUCAGUUUUCACUGAAGGGUAAUCUAGAACGAACUGUCACUUCUCUGCAAGAUAAGUUAUCUUUGGAAAAUCACAUGCUAGAAGAGAAGCUAAAGGGAGCACUAGAUGAAAAUAGCAUUCUUGCUCAAAAGGUAUUGGAAUACGAAAAAGUGAAGCUAAAAUAUGAAUCUGAUAUACAAGGUAUGGCAAAUAAGCUAGAUACUUCCAUGGGCCAUCUUGCAAGGCUUCAGCUGGAAAUUGAAGAUAUUACCAAUAAACUUAAGCUCAGCUCAGAAAAUGAAGAACGAUAUGCUGCGAAUACCCAAGAGAUGUCAUCAAAGCUUGCAGCAUUUGAAGCUGAGGUGCAAAAUGUUACUGGUGAGAACAGAGAUCUUGUUCAGAAGAUUUUGGCAUUGGAGAAUGUAAAUGCAGAGCUUGAGAGCACUAAGUUGAUACUUGCUGAUUCCGAAAGGCAGAGGGAAGCUGUGGUGAUCUCUUUAAAUGCUAGCAAUGAGGCAUUAGAAAAUGUAAAUGCAGAGCUUGAGCGAACUAAGUUGGCAGUUGCUGAUUCUGAAAGGCAGAGCGAAGCUUUGGUGAUCUCUUUAAAUGCCAGCAAUGAGGCAUUAGAGAAUGUAAGUGCAGAACUUGAGAGAACUAAGUUGGCAGUUGCUGAUUCUGAAAGGCAGAGCGAAGCUAUGGUGAUCUCUUUAAAUGCUAGCAAUGAGGUAUCUGUUAAGCUGAAAGAUGAGCUCAAGAGUGCAAAAGAAAAUUUGGGGUGCAUGCGUGAUGAGUUGCUAUCAGAGACAACCUCAAGGGUAGAAUUAGAGAAUAAGGUUGCAGAUCUUUCCUCCCAGUUGAAUAUGAAAAAUGAUCAGCUGCUUUCUCUCGAAGCGCACAAAUCUGAACUUCUACAUCUCAAACAACUGGUAGCAGAUAUAGAACAUGAGAAGUCAAGAGUUUGUCAUCUUUUGUUGCUCAGUGAGGAGUCUGGGCGGAAGGCUGAUGCAGAUGUUUUGUCUCUUCAGGCCCGAGUCAGUGAUCUGGAAUGUCAUUUAGCUGCACUUCAUGGGAUUGCAUUAGCCGCAGAUAUUGAACUUGUUUACACGAGAAGCCAGUUCCUAAGCAGAACACAGGAGCUUGUUCAGCAACUUGAAACUCUAGAUAGUUGCUACAGGGAGCUUCAUAUCAAGCAUCUUGCUGUACUGAACACAGUUAAUGACCGUAUUUCGAGCAAAGCUCAAUAUGUUGAAGAAAAUGCUGUGCUGCUGUCAACUCUCAGUUCCCUGAGGUCUGAGUUAGAAGCAACCGCAGUUGAGAGAAAAUCCCUUUUGGAUAGGAUUAAGGCUAUUUCUGAAGAGCUUGAGAAUCACAAGAAUAGAGCUGAUAUAGCAGAAAGUAAUGUUGUUGAAUGUACUAGUCGGCAUGAACUUGAGAUUGCACACCUGAAGCAUGCGUUGUUGAGUUCCCAAGAAGAGGCUAAUGAUCUGCUUUCCUCCCAAGAAGAACUUGAUACUACAAUAAUAGUCAUAAAAAGUAAACUGGAUGAACAGUAUCUUCAGAUUUCGUUGUUGGAGGAUGAGCUGACGCAGCUGCGGGACCAGCAAAAGGAGCUUACUCGAAGGCUUUCUGAGCAGAGUUUGAAAACAGAAGAGUUCAAGAACCUGUCCAUCCAUUUAAAAGAACUAAAAGAUAGGGCUGAGGCUGAGUGUGUCCAGGCUCGUGAAAAGAAAGAGGCUGAAGGUCAGUCAGUUGUUGCACAAGAAUCCUUGAGAAUGGUUUUCAUGAGAGAUCAAUGUGAAACUAAGGUACAAGAGAUGAGAAACCAGAUUCUCGUCUCCAAAAAGCAUGGGGAGGAAAUGCUGUUCAAAUUACAAGAUGCUCUCGGUGAAGUAGAGAAUCUGAAAAAAGUUGAGGCGUCUCUAAUAAAAAGAAAUGAAGAACAGUCCGUGAAAAUUUUGGAUUUGGAGUCUGAAUUACAAAGAGUACUUGCCGAAAAGCGUGAAAAAGUCAAUGCUUAUGAUAGAAUGCAAGCAGAGCUUGAAUGCUCUUUGAUUAGCCUUGAAUGUUGUAAAGAGGAAAAGCAAAAACUUGAAGCUUCGUUGCAAGAAUGCAAUGAGGAAAGAUAUAAGAUCACAGUUGAACUUAACUCAGUGAAAGAACGGCUUGAAAGUCUUGCAUCCUCCACAAUUCUUCAAGAAGAAGGAAUCCGUAAAUCUGUUGUAGACGAGGAUUCGUGCAGAGAACUGGAAGAUGCCUCUCAAGUUCCUGUGCAGGACGGUGUCGUGUCCAGAAGUGUGGUUAGAAUUUCAAGGCAAGCUAGUGCUGGCCAGAAGGGCCUACUGCAAAACGAUGCACAUCACUUAGCUCUCAUUGAUGAACAUGCCAAAGCUCAAAGUAUAAUGUCUAGCAUGGACAACCUUCAUCACGAGUUGGAAAGAAUGAAGAAUGAGAACUUGGGUUCUAUUCACCCCCAUGAGCAGCAACAUUGUCAAUCUAUUUUUCAAGGUCUAGAAAGAGAACAGUUGCAAUUACACAAGACAAACGAGGAAUUAGGGAGCAUAUUUCCUUUAUUUAGUGAAUUUUCAAGUUGUGGGAAUGCACUGGAGAGGGUGCUAGCUCUGGAAAUGGAGCUUGCAGAAUCCUUGAAGGCAAAGAAAAAGUCAGGCUUCCAAAGUUCUUUCUUAAAACAACACAGUGACGAAGAAGCCAUAUUCCAAAGUUUCAAGGACAUAAAUGAUUUGAUCAAGGACAUGUUGGAGAUGAAAGGAAGAUACGUGACAGUGGAAACUGAGCUAAAAGAGAUGCACGAUCGUUACUCUCAACUAAGCCUCCAAUUAGCAGAGGUUGAAGGUGAGAGACAAAAACUUGUUAUGACACUCAAGAAUGCUAGAUCACCCAAAAGGCUCCCAUACUUGUAAUAAGAGAACAAUAAAACAAAUAGGAUAGAGAAAUUUUGAAUCUUUUAGAAAUUUAUUUAGACUCUGAAAUGGGAAAUGGGAACUUUCAUGCGGAUGGUACAUUGUUGUAAAUAUAAUCUAUGUAAAUUUUUCUGUAUAAAAUUUCGGAUUCAAUAUCCGAUUUCAUA